This is a messenger RNA of Neltuma alba, 1129 nucleotides long. Its product is annotated as lipid phosphate phosphatase epsilon 1, chloroplastic. The transcript is spliced from 4 exons. The coding region runs from base 85 to 942 and encodes 285 amino acids. NCBI's taxonomy places the organism in Eukaryota, Viridiplantae, Streptophyta, Magnoliopsida, Fabales, Fabaceae. Gene Ontology annotation, molecular function: dolichyldiphosphatase activity. The record is from RefSeq and is a predicted model, not a curated record. Gene Ontology annotation, biological process: protein N-linked glycosylation; lipid biosynthetic process. Gene Ontology annotation, cellular component: endoplasmic reticulum membrane; intracellular membrane-bounded organelle.
CAAAUCCUUUACUCGUUUGGACUCUUCUGACCAUAGCCUGAAGCCUCGGGGGUUUUUUCCACGCUGCUCCCGCGACCCUCCGUCAUGGUGGCUACCUCCCCACUUUGUUACAAUCCCUCUUCCAGAUGUCUCGCUCCCAGCUUGCUUCGGCAAAGAUUCUGUCACCGUUCUUCCUUUGCUGAUGCCUUUUCUGCCUCGAGAUCUACCUUCUUCUCUGGCUUUGUUCUGAGGAGGCCCCUUUCUCGGGGAAACCGGCUCUGGCUCCAAAAUAACAUGGAUGAAUUGAUUAAAAAUUAUGCCAUCCGAGAUAAAAAUAGUGAUGAAGGCGUUCAAGUGCUUGAACAGGAAACUUUAAUUGAUGGACCAUCCCGGCUCGGCAAGUUUGCGCUUCGUGAGCUGGAACCAAUCCUCAAUCGACUGAGCAAGUGGAUGGUAUCUGCCUUCUUUGGUGCUCUCAUUCUCUGGAGGCAUGAUGCAGAAUCCUUAUGGUUUGCGGCAGGAUCUAUCUUAAAUGCUGUGUUUUCUGUGGUACUCAAAAGAAUACUGAACCAGGAACGGCCUUCUACCCUAAAAUCCGACCCUGGAAUGCCAUCUACACAUGGACAAUCCAUCUUCUUUUUUGUUGCUUUUGCUAUUUUGUCAAGUAUAGAAUGGCUGGGGUUAAGUGGAUCUAGCGUUACCAUCAGCGGACUUGCUGUGGUGCUUGGUUCUUACUUUUCAUACCUACGGGUAUCCCAACAGCUUCAUACAGCAAGCCAAGUGGUUGUUGGUGCCAUCAUUGGAUCCAUUGACUCCGUCUUGUGGUAUUGGUUAUGGAAUGCUUUUGUGUUGGAUGCAUUUGCAUCCUCCCUAUGGGUUAGAGUCGCUGUUCUUUUGGGGUCUGCUGCAAUUUGCUUUGGUUUUGUAAUCUACGUAAUUCGCCAUUGGCUUAAAGACGACUAAGAACUGUCAUAUCAAGUCUUGCCUUGAUGGUGAUAACAUAGUCACGAGUUAGAAAUGACGCUCUGUCGAAACCCAAAAAGAGGGAGGGAGGGAAGGGGGGGGGUGACGACUAGGAACUUCGUCGGAAUUUGCUAUAAAAUGGCACUUAGUUUUACUAUUGAAUAGAAAUUUCAAGUUUCAUACGCUA